This is a messenger RNA of Ixodes scapularis (black-legged tick), 683 nucleotides long. RefSeq names its product zinc finger protein 436-like. Gene Ontology annotation, cellular component: nucleus. NCBI's taxonomy places the organism in Eukaryota, Metazoa, Arthropoda, Arachnida, Ixodida, Ixodidae. The record is from RefSeq and is a predicted model, not a curated record. The annotation marks the transcript as partial. The transcript has a single exon. Gene Ontology annotation, biological process: regulation of transcription by RNA polymerase II. Gene Ontology annotation, molecular function: RNA polymerase II cis-regulatory region sequence-specific DNA binding; DNA-binding transcription factor activity, RNA polymerase II-specific.
UUGCGUGUUGGCAUUGGACUUUCACUGUCGUUAACACUCCUUGUUUCUCGCGUCUCCUUUACAGUGCCGGGCGAAGCAGCCUCCUCGGAAGAUGAAGACAGCCAGAGCUUCUUCUCUGUCCCUAGAGAACUGGUUGAGUCGCAACCCACGACGCGGCCACGACGUGGGGGCUUGUACCACUGCGAGUUCUGCCCUUACUUCACUCGUUAUCUGCAUCAUGUCAUUGAGCAUGAAAGGACACACACGGGAGAGAAGCCUUUCCACUGCUCUGUCUGCGAGAUGGCUUUUACUCAAAUCGGUAGCUUACAGACUCACAUGAGGACUCACACAGGGGAGAAACCAUUUCGCUGCGAGGUUUGCCAGAAGACGUUUGUAAAAAACAGUCGCCUAGUGAUUCACAAAAGAGUUCAUACGGGUGAGAAGCCGUACCAGUGUGACAUCUGCGAGAAAACAUUUUCGGAUCAAUCCAACUUGUUGAAUCAUAAACGAACCCACAGCGGGGAGCGGCCUUACAAGUGUGAAGCAUGUGGGGAAGCAUUUGGCACCAAAACCCAUUUAAGUAGGCAUAUAAAAAGAAUGCACAAGUGAGGAAUCGGAGCCAUGGAAUUUCUGGAGGUCAUUUGUGUGGACGAGUUUUCAUGUUUUACUGUGUGUUUCACUGUUUGUAUGUUGUUUGUUCACCU